This is a messenger RNA of Phyllostomus hastatus (greater spear-nosed bat), 2454 nucleotides long. It is a transcript of the gene AFG2B, whose product is annotated as spermatogenesis associated 5 like 1. Lineage: Eukaryota; Metazoa; Chordata; Mammalia; Chiroptera; Phyllostomidae. Gene Ontology annotation, molecular function: ATP binding; ATP hydrolysis activity. The record is from RefSeq and is a predicted model, not a curated record. Bases 67 to 2334 code for a protein of 755 amino acids. The transcript is spliced from 8 exons.
ACCGGCCUUUGCCGCCCGGGUGGAACUCCUAUCCGGCUUUGCUCGGUCUAGGUUCCUUCGUGUGCCAUGGCUCGGGACUCAGGUCCCCUUCCUGAAGGACCUCUCUUAAGACUCCUACCCUUAGACACUAGGGACCGAGACACCCAGCGCUGUCGCCUGGGCCCGGCAGCCUUCCGUGUCUUGGGUGCGCACUUGGGCUCGGCGGUGAAGAUAUCGCUGCCUGACGGCGGCUCCUGCCUUUGCACUGCUUGGCCGCGGCGAGAUGGAGCGGACGGGUUUGUGCAAUUGGAUCCGAAGUGCGCGAGCCCCGGGUGGGCAGUCGGGGCGCCGGAGUUCCAAGGGAAUCUCAGCCUGAGCCACCUCCGCCUGGUGCCCUGCCCGCCCCUUCGGCGCCUCACUGUGUGGCCGGAGUUGCGGGAGCGGGCGGGCGCGCCUGGUGCUCCAAAUCCAGCCGCGGUCCUGGAGGCAGCACAGGAGCUUUUGCGGAACAGGCCGGUCUCCCAGGGACACGUGGUGGCCGCCAGCCCCGGCGUCCCCGGCCCGGUGGCCGCCCUGCAUAUCGUCAGCGGGGUGCCUAGUCCGGAUCCUGCUGGGCUGGUCACUCCUCACACCCUCAUCGGCCUCAGCAGCAAGCCUCCGUCCGUAGCGCAGUCGCAGCCCGAGGUGCCUUUGGGGGGCCUUUCGGAGGCGGCCGACUCGCUGCGAGAGCUCCUCAGCCUGCCGCUCCUCUACCCCCGCGCCUUGGCCACUUUGGGGCUAGCAGUGCCCCGUGGGGUGCUCCUGGUGGGUCCCCCCGGAGUGGGCAAGACCCAGCUAGUGCGGGCGGUGGUCCGGGAGACGGGCGCGGAGUUGCUGGCAGUGAGCGUCCCUGAGCUGCAGGGCGCCCGGCCGGGGGAGACAGAGGAGAACGUGCGGCGGGUCUUCCAACGCGCCCAGGAGCUGGCCAGCCGCAGGCCCACUCUUCUCUUCCUGGACGAGGUAGACGCUCUGUGUCCGCGGCGGGGCGGCCCACACCAAGCCCCGGAGAGCCGCGUGGUGGCCCAGGUGUUGACGCUGCUAGACGGCAUCAGCGGGGACCGCGAGGUGGUGGUGGUGGGAUCCACAAACCGUCCGGACGCGCUGGACUCGGCGCUGCGCAGACCCGGGAGAUUUGACCGAGAGGUUGUCAUUGGGACUCCCACACUUAAACAAAGAAAGGAGAUUCUGCAGGUGAUUACCUCAAAGAUGCCCAUCUCUCCUCAAGUCAACUUGAGCCUCCUUGCGGAAAUGACAGUCGGCUAUGUUGGUGCAGACCUGAUAGCACUCUGUAGGGAGGCUGCCAUGCUCGCUCUGCUUCAUGGUGAGAAGAACCAGGACAAUCCAAUGAUUGAUGAAACAGACUUCCUUGAAGCUUUUAAAAAGAUUCAGCCUUCAUCAUUUCGAAGUGUCAUUGGGCUGAUGGACAUCAAACCUGUUGGCUGGGAGCAGAUUGGUGGCCUUGAAGAUGUGAAACUGAAGUUAAAACAGAGCAUCGAAUGGCCUCUGAAAUUCCCGCAUGAAUUUGCUAGGAUGGGCCUGCCACCACCAAAGGGCGUUCUCCUCUGUGGCCCCCCUGGAUGUGCUAAAACCACCCUGGUGCGGGCCCUGGCCACCAGCUGCCGUUGCUCUUUGGUUUCUGUGAGUGGAGCUGAUCUCUUUUCACCUUUUGUUGGAGACUCAGAAAAACUCUUGUCUCAGGUGUUUCGACAAGCAAGAGCAAAUACUCCAGCAAUUGUGUUUUUGGAUGAAAUUGAUUCAAUCGUGGGCGCUCGAUCAGUCAGCAGCACAGGAUGUGGUGUUCAAGAGCGUGUUCUUUCUGUUCUCCUGAAUGAAUUAGAUGGUGUUGGCCUGAAAACUAUGGAGAGAAGAGGAAGUAAAUCAGAUCAACAGGAGUUUCAGGAAGUUUUUAAUCGAAAUGUCAUGAUUGUUGCGGCAACAAAUAGACCGGAUGUGUUAGAUGAUGCCCUGUUACGGCCCGGAAGGCUGGACAAGAUUAUUUGUGUUCCACCUCCAGAUGCAGAGGGCAGGCUUUCCAUUUUGAAAGUCUAUGCAGAAAAGAUGCCAGUGGGGCCUGAUGUUUCCUUAGAAAGCCUAGCUGCAGAAACCCUCUUUUUCUCUGGGGCUGAUCUUGGAAACCUCUGCAAAGAAGCUGCCUUGUUGGCUCUGCAAGAAAAUGGACUAGAAGCAACCGCUGUGAAACAAGAGCACUUUCUAAAAUCACUUCAGACUGUAAAGCCGUCCUUAAGUCACAAGGAUUUGACUUCAUAUAAAAACUUAUUUCAGACACAAGAAUUUUCUAAUUUAGAGGAUAUUUAAAAAGCAUAUACCUGCUCAAAGAUUAAUUGAAAUGUGAACUUGAACUACAGUUUGCAACUUCACAGUUUUACAGUUUGUACAUGUUAUUUCUUGUAAAUAAAACAAACUUGUGCCUGAUAA